Messenger RNA from Engraulis encrasicolus (European anchovy), 3242 nucleotides. RefSeq names its product synaptotagmin-like 4 (gene sytl4). The record is from RefSeq and is a predicted model, not a curated record. The transcript has 17 exons. The coding region runs from base 152 to 2320 and encodes 722 amino acids. Gene Ontology annotation, biological process: exocytosis; intracellular protein transport. Lineage: Eukaryota; Metazoa; Chordata; Actinopteri; Clupeiformes; Engraulidae. Gene Ontology annotation, cellular component: exocytic vesicle; plasma membrane. Gene Ontology annotation, molecular function: neurexin family protein binding; small GTPase binding.
UCAGACAGAAGGGAAAAAGUUGACCACCUUCCGGGAUUGAAGUUGUUUGGCAUUGCCCUAACCACUGGUAACGCAGGGAACGACAGAGCGUGGAGGUGGUGGACGGGCUGUCUGAAACGCGUUGGUAGCUGGGUGAGAGCAGUGUGGCAGGAUGCUGGAGGUGAACGUGGCGUACCUGACGGAGUCAGAGCGGGAGCUCAUCCUGGACGUGCUGAGGAGAGAUGAGGAGCUGCGACGAGUGGAGGAGAUGAGGGUCAGGAGGCUGAAGCAGGAGAUGCUGGACGUGAAGCGGCGGGGUGCCAAGCGGGGCAGCGGCAAGUACAGUGAGCGCAGCUGCGGGCGCUGCCAGGAGCCCCUGGGCAGGACGCUGGGCACAAGCAGCCAGUGCCACUCCUGCAAGCACCACGUCUGCCGCAACUGCCGCCUGGUCAAGCCCAACGGCUCCUGGGCGUGCACCGUGUGUGCCAAAGAAGUGGAUGUGAAGAAGAGCUCAGGAGACUGGUUCUACGACACAAGGGUGAACCGCUUCUCCACAGCACCGGGACACGACAUCGUCCGAGCCUCACUCAAGAAGCGGCCCACCAAUAAGAAGCGUGAGACCACUGGAGAGGUGCUCCUGAGCAGUGCUGACCUGAAGCCCAGCCAGACUGCCCCCAACCCUGCGGCCCCCAGCCCAGCUGCUCCAGUCCCACGGCCCAGAAAGAAGGACCAUGCACCCUCCAACAAGGGGCAGUUGCUGGAGGUAGUGGAGGAGCCGGAGUGUCAGGAUCCCCAGAGGAGCGAUACGGAGUCAGCAGAGAAGAGCAGCCUCUGCAGCAGCAACCGCACAGACACAGAGUCCUCACACAGCACACCAGCCCUCACCCGGAGGGCCCCUGCGUCUCCCCGUCUCAGUCCUGCCGGCUCCACAGCCUCCAGCCUCUCAGCAGCUCCCACCAAGGCCAGCAGGUCCCCCAGCCCUCUACGCAAGACUACACAGGACAAGUCAGAGACUGCCUCUCUGAGGCAUCAGCUGAAUCUGUCGCCCAACCUGGUGGAAUCUGAUGUAGACGGCCUUUUCAAGAGGAGUGUCAGACGGGUGCACAAAAUCUCAGACUGUCGUCCUGUAUCAACAAUUGACCUGCGGGCAGAUGGGACCAGUUCCAGCUCCACUCUCGGGUCAACGGGGAUGGGGGACAGGUGCAAGUCUGUGCCAGGCCUCAAUGUCUCUGAUGAUGAGGAAGAUGAAGACAUCGACAACCUGGUCAACAUCUACACGAGGAAGAUGGGGGACAGCACCUCGAGUCUCCGCAGCUCACAAAGCAGCACCCUGGGCAGCAUGAUGAGCGUGUACAGUGAUGCGGGGGACUAUGACACUGUGGAGGUGACGGGGGACCUGGUGUUUUUGCUGCGCUUCGAGGAGCGCAGCCAGACCCUCUCAGUGGUGGUCAAGGAGUGCAGGGGUCUGGCCUACGCAGACGAAGUCAAGAAGAAGUGCAACCCAUAUGUGAAGUGCUACCUCCUGCCAGACAAGUCUCGUCAGGGAAAGAAAAAGACGGCCAUCAAACGCAACACCGUCAACCCUGUCUUCAACGAGACCCUUAAGUACUCUAUCAGUCGUUCUCAGGUGACCACGCGCACGCUGCAGCUGUCUGUGUGGCAUUAUGAUCGGUUCGGCCGUAACGCCUUCCUGGGGGAGGUGGAGCUCCCUCUGGACUGCCACGAUAUCGACUCGGCUCACGAGCAGUGUGUGGCCCUCAGGGGGAAGGUGGAAUCUUCCCCUCAUCAGACCCCAUUCUCACAGUAUAAAGGAGAGUUGGUCAUCUCCCUGAAGUAUGUCUCAGCCAAAAACACACCAACCGAUAAGUCCAAAGGAAAGAAGGGAAAAACGGAGGGAGGGGCCGGAGCAGAGCUGCACGUCCUGAUCAAAGAGGCUAAGAACCUUACAGCCAUGAAGGCCGGCGGGACCUCCGACUCCUUUGUAAAAGGUUACCUUCUGCCGUCUAAGAAUAAGUCGACUAAGAGGAAGACUCCGGUGGUGAAGAAGACCCUGAACCCUCAUUACGAUCACACCUUCAUCUACCGGGACAUCACCCUGGAGCAGCUCGAGAGCAUGAGUCUGGAGCUCACCGUCUGGGACAGGGAGGCGCUGUCCAGCAACGACUUCUUAGGAGGAGUACGGCUGGGAAAUGGGACAGUCCCCGUGAGCUCCGGUAGCAGCGAGUAUCUAGCCGAGUCUUCCCCCGAGGAGGCCAGCCUGUGGCAGCGCGUCAUGCAGUACCCCGACUCAUGGGCAGAGGGCACUCUUCCCCUGCGAGCCUCCAUGGGGAAGAGCAAAUGAGGACACACACACACACAGAGCUGCCCGUCUCGUCUCGUUCCCUGUUGAGAGGCUCUCAACGAGGGCAGGCAGACAGUCUGUCACAGUGCACUGCCUCUUGUAAACCCCCACAACCAUCCACCCAUGCAGCUACCCCCUCACAUAACCCUCAUGACCCCCUCCUGUUCAAGAGCAGGGGAAGCGGGGUGUUACAUUUUAGAACUGAGUUUUACAAUGCCAAAGCAAAAUGUUUUUUUAUGAAGACUGAUCUAGAUUAUGUAUAAUAUUGUGGUGUACUGAUGUACACAUUUUAAAGUCCAAUCCACCCCCUCACGAACCCUCUCCUCUCCGCUGGAUCAUGUCAUGUUCAAGAGCAGGGGACACGGGGUGUUACAUUUUAAAAAUGAGUUUUACAGUGCCAAAAGAAAAUGUUUUUAGAAACACCUAUCUAGAUUAUGUAUAACAUUGUGAUGUAUUGAUGAAUCCAUUUUAAAGUCCAAGGGAGGAAUAUUAGUGACUAACCUAGUUAAGUUAGAAGUGAAUUGUUAACCUACUAAGACAUGAAUACUAGCACAUCAUUCUUUUAGUAAAAUGAAGCCAUAGGACCAUUCUGUGUAGAGAAUUAUGGCCAUACUCUUACUGAUGGUAGUGACGAGGUCUUCCCUUAACAGCCCUCGAUACAAAGAAAGCGCAAAAAGGGAGAAAGUAAAUACUUUUACCAUGUUAUAUAUUUUUUCUUUGUGUUUUCUGUGUUUGAACACAGUUGAACUUAAGUUACUUUAUAUACGUGUUGUUCUGUCGUUGCACAUUGUUCUGACUCUCAAACAUUUUAGGAUCACCUUUUUUUGUAUUUACACCAUCCAAUGAAAUCGCACGUUUCAAAAUCCAUCACAUAAUUUUAUUCACCUCUAAGUUAAUAUAAUAAACUUUUAUCAACAAUCAA